GAAUACAAACAAGAUCACAAGACAUCAGAACUAAAGAGAAAAUCACUUCAAUUUGAUCUCUAUAGCACUUAUUGUAAAGAGAAGUGCUUUUAGAAAUUUCAAGAAAAGAGACAAAAAUGAACUCUUGGGUUCGCCUUUUCAUAGUAUUGGCAGCUUGCCUUUUUCCUCUUGUCGUUGAAUGCAGGAUUCGACAUUACAAGUUCAAUGUGGUAAUGAAGAAUACGACUCGCCUUUGUUCAUCAAAGCCCAUUGUUACUGUCAAUGGAAAAUUUCCAGGACCUACAAUCUAUGCUCGGGAAGAAGACACAGUGCUUGUCAAAGUUGUUAACCAUGUCAAGUAUAAUCUCUCUAUCCAUUGGUAAGUCAUCUAAUAUCUACCGGUUUAACUUU
Nicotiana tabacum (common tobacco) is the source of this 390-nucleotide messenger RNA. The record is from RefSeq and is a predicted model, not a curated record. Lineage: Eukaryota; Viridiplantae; Streptophyta; Magnoliopsida; Solanales; Solanaceae.